Schistosoma margrebowiei is the source of this 1247-nucleotide messenger RNA. Lineage: Eukaryota; Metazoa; Platyhelminthes; Trematoda; Strigeidida; Schistosomatidae. The record is from the annotation of a GenBank genome assembly.
CGAGCUGCUAAAUUCUAACUGCCGAUCACUAAUCAACAAAGUGGACUAUCUGCGAUUCCGACUAAGCCAAAAUAUGUAUCAUAAUUGUGGUGUCAUCACAAUUCAAGAAUCUUGGUUAAAUGAUUUACAGGACGACUGCCUAGUAUCACUACGUGAUUUCAAAAUUUAUCGUCAGGAUGGAUCGAACAAUAGAAAAAGGUGUGGCGGCGGUGUACCUACGUUUGUAAAUGUGGACUCGUGUCGAUAUUCGUUUGCGUGUUUCAAGUUUUCAGAUGACUUUAUCGACUGUCUAACUCUAAGGUGUCCAAAACACCUAAAUAAAUACAAAUAUAUUUAUGUUACCAAUGUUUACGUAACUCCAGACUGCAUAUCAUCUGCGCUAUCUGUUUUCUCUGAUGAAUUCACUGAGUUCGCUCUUACUGCCUUCAGUGAUUCACUUUCAGUUGUAUAUGGUGAUUUCAAUUCAUGUGACUGUAGCUUCCUUACAUCACUAGGUCACCAAAAUGUAGUAGAUUUUUCUACCCGUUUGGAUGCUCAUUUAGACUUCGUCUUCAUUAAUGAUGUGGGUAUAUAUGCGACUCGUAAACGCUCUCCAUUGUCUAGCUCGGAUCACUGUAUAAUUCAUGUUCUUCCCAAAGUAUAUGGAAGGCAUGGGAGGAGUACACUCUUACAUCAAACCAAGAAAGUCAAAUAUAGAAAUUACUCAGAAGGAAAUAUCCGAAAUCUGAAAAACAUGUUUCAUACGACUAAUUGGGAAUUAUUUACAGAUGACUCACUGGAAAUCACUACUGAUGUUAUCACUUGUUACCUUAAAUUCUGUUUUGAUAUCUGUUGUCCCACUGAAACCACUUUUGUAGGUUUUGAUCGACUUACAUCUUCACAACUAAAACGACUACGGAGGGUGAAAGAAAAAAAGUGCAAGGAGAAAAACUCUAAUGAAGUUCGUAAGCUAAAUGGUCUGAUAAACCUAGAGAUUAGACGUCUCAACUCUAUGUUUACUCAAGAACUCUCCAAGUAUAUGGAAACUCUUUAAAAAACUUAUAGGUGACAGACAGAUUAGGAGCGAUAACCAGCUGAAUGUUUGUGACAUAAAUAAGUCUUUUGUGCGUCAGUCAUCUGAUGUAAUGCUCCCUUCAUCCACAGGUUUAAAGAAUAGCUGUGUUCCUAUUUUCACUGAAACUGAUGUCCGAAGAUGUCUCCAGUCACUUAAUUCAUCCCAAUGUUUAAGACUUGAUGGUAUCGUAAAC